CGAAACCAUUUACGUUAAUUAUUUACAACUAUGGUUAUUUUUAUAAUCUAUGGAUGGGAAAAAAGAAAAAGUAUUCAUCCGUCGACCAUCUGUCAAAGUAGUUCAAAAAUAAAUAUCCGUUACGGAGUAUCUGAAUGGCUGUGAGAUAUAAAUCGGUGCAGCUGUUAAAAUUAAUUUGAUAAAGCUAAAAAUAGAACUUUUAUUUGAUUUGAUUACAAUUAGGUUUUGAGAAAUAUUUGUUUUACUGUCGAAGAAAAUUUAUAGUGUGUGAAAAGUUUUAAGUUCAUACAAAUACUGGUCGGGAAUAUUUCUGAAUCGUUUAUAUAUUUACAACGAGUGAGUUUUACAAUGAAAACAGUGUUCUAAAUAACACUGAAAUAAUUUUUAAACGCGCUGUUAUUAAAACGAGAACAACAGUAAAGAAAAAUGUUGUCAUCGAAAGCAAGUACGAUUACUUCAGAGGAAAGCUUUAUCACUCCGGUUUCAUCCAUGGGAGAUUUAAUGGCUUUAUCACCCAAGAAAUCGGACGAUUUUUUAGAUAUUUCCCAUAUGACAAACGAUAUACUUACUGGUACCGAUUUUGACAGUAUAUGUGAUGAAACAAUGCGAGAAAUACCUGCAUAUGAUAAUAAUAUGUUCAUUGAUGCAACCAGCUUAGAUUACUUAGACAAGUGUGCUGAAUCAAAUCGUAACUCAACCUUUUUGGACAGAGGAAAAGAGAGUCUCUAUGUUAAAUUUGACCCUUUGUAUGCUCAAAAACAGCAAUUUCACCAAGCUGAGAUUCAAGCAGAUUCAUUAGAAUAUGAUGUUGGCUAUGAGACAAGUAGUUCUACUUCAAUUUUAACCGACAAUGUGACAGGUAAAGCUGAUAACACAUUUACUGCAGGAGCAGUUCAAAAUAAAUGUGGAAAAGAUAAACCAAUGCAAGUUGUGUCACCAGUGGUCAGCUGUGAAUUACCUAAAAGUACCGCAGCUCAAACAAAACCAACCCCAGUGCUUGUUCGUAGUGUCUCUGCCAUUUUAACACCAACUCAGGUUGCAACUGAUAGACUGAUAAGCAUAUCAGGCAAUACACCACCAGUAGCAGCUCCCAGAAGUCCCAGACUAAAGCAUUAUGGAGCACAAGAAAAUGAUAGGCUUCAAUCAUUAAGAGCAAUUCUUCAAAAUCAAGAUCAUGAGGUUCUACAACUACGACAAGAAAACAGAGAACUUAGAUCAUCACUACAAGACUUGGAACAUAACUUUACUCGAUACAAAGAAGACAUGGAGCUUAAAUUAAAAAAAUUGACUGAAGACAAAAUUAAUUUAUUGGACAAAGAAAUUAAAUUGACUCAACAAAUAAGUGAUAAAGAAUUGAGUAACAAGAAAAUGUGCAUUGUUAUGGAGGAAUAUGAAAAAACCAUUUCAGCUUUAAUUGGAGAGCAACAGCAGGAGAAAGUACAAUAUUUUGAAGCAUUGGAUAAAUUGGUAAAAGAGAGGGAUCAAGCUGUAAAACAUCUGAAUAACAUGGAAUCUUCCUUCAAUGAUCUUCUUACUAAAUAUGAGAAAUGUAAAAGUGUUGUAUUGGAAGCUAAAGAUAGAGAAAAUAUCUUUAACAAAAAAAUUACUGAUUACGAAAUUGGAAUGCAAAAGUAUGAGGCCUUGUACAACAACCUAAAACAAACUACAUCUGAUAGUUUGGAGAAAGCUAAUGAAACAUUGGAAAAUUUAAAAAAGAAUCAUAGCGUUGAAAUCACGAAAAUGAAUGCGACAAUGAAAAAGCAUGAAAUAAUGAUAUCAUCUUUACAAGAGUCUUUGGCGCAGAAGACACGAGAUAAUGAAGAACUUACCAGAAUAUGUGAUCAACUAAUAAAUGAAGUUCGCUGAGAUUUCAUUUACUUGAAAUUGAUUUUUUUCCUCAAUUUUAUUUUUAACUUUAUAAUUCCUGCCAUAAUUAUGAUACAAUGCAGAAACUUGAAUCUGAAAUUAUUGUAGUCUUAGCGCAAUAUAAUUAGUAUUGUAUUCUUAUAUUUCUUAUCAGAAUAGCUAUAAUAGAAAUGUUUGCUUUUGCGGUUUUUGGUGCUUUAUGUGAUUAAUGAUUAUCCAUAAAUUUUAGAGAUACUUUUAUAAACAUUCUGAUAUUAUGUUAAUUAAAUUAUAUGUAAGUGAUGAUCCACCAGUAAUAAGUAUUGUUAUGUUGUAAUUUAUUAGGUUUUUAAUUAAUGACAUUUGAAUGUGACAUUAAAUUUCGUAUAUACCUUAAAUCUUGUAUUUUAUUUGCUUUAAGCUAAAAUAUUAAAUAAUCUUAAUUUAUUACCUAUGCUUAGAAUACUUUGGGAGUAUAAAUUCUCAAUAAAGUUUCUACUUUUCAUGAAUGGAAAGUCUCAUGGCAGUUAACAGUUUAAAAGUUUUCUAUUUUUUAAUAUCAUAACUUAAACUUUCUGUAUGUGUGUCUCUUUACGCCUAUAACUAUACCACUGAACCGAUUUUGAUGAAAAUUGGUACUUAGUACUUACAGAGAUAAUUUGACACUAAUAGAUAAUUUAUCCUUACGCGAGCGAAAGCUAGAUAUACGAUAAAAGCAGUUGAAAGAAACAGGAACAACAUUGUAAUUUAUUAGGUACCUACUUUAGGAGUUUAAAAGAUGAAGCGCGAAUAUUAAUUGCAUAUUAUAUUGUGUAGAUCUGUAGAUAGUCUAUGGCGCCCUCUGACAAACAUACAAAGAUGAAAGACUGCAGUUAACAGAGACAGUGCAACCAAAAAAUAUUUGUUUUGAUAAAAUAUGAUCUAUUGCUCUAUACUUAGGAUUGCUUUUUCCUUAUUUAAACUUACCAAAAACGGUCUCGUCUCAACUUGACUCAACCAAUCAUUGACGUUUGUAGAAAUGGUAGUUAGUGUGACCAUGAAUUUUGUUUGACUAUGCACCAUCUCACGAAUUAUAUUAUAUUGGUAAUAUAUUUUUUUUUUAUUAAAGAAUUAAAAGAUUUUGCAGAUAUGUAUGAAAAUUAUAACUUACGGUGUUUACACUUUUACUCUGU
Colias croceus (clouded yellow) is the source of this 3017-nucleotide messenger RNA. RefSeq names its product myosin-7-like. The coding region runs from base 427 to 1866 and encodes 479 amino acids. Gene Ontology annotation, cellular component: cytoplasm. The transcript has a single exon. NCBI's taxonomy places the organism in Eukaryota, Metazoa, Arthropoda, Insecta, Lepidoptera, Pieridae. The record is from RefSeq and is a predicted model, not a curated record. Gene Ontology annotation, biological process: mitotic spindle organization; cerebral cortex development; cell population proliferation.